GAGGUCAUGGCCUGGACGGCGAACACCCACCGCUGGAGUUUGGCAACCAGAGUGCCAGAGGAGGCGCAGCCAGAGCACGCGCUGGCGCAAGAGCACCGAGGCAAGGCCAACCUGGCACCCAGGAGGGCGAGCACCUGGGCACGCAGGCUAGCGCGGAAGACAGCCAUGGGAAGGGCGGAGUCAACAGGAGCAGGUGCCCUGGGCACCAGCGGCGGCACGGCGGUGCCCAUGACGAAGGCGAGAGGCAGCAAGCAGGCGGGCACGCUCCAGCACUGCAGCCACAGGUGCGUCGCAGCGGAGGUGGGCCUGGGCCUGGGCCUGCAGGUGAAAGUGCCCCUGGCGUCGGUGUGCCUCGAGCACGGCGUCGGCUUGGAGGGGAACGCGCAGCUGCUGGAGGGGAUCGGAGGGCAGGUCCGAGGCCAGAGGAGGCCGUGGAUACUCGGAAGCGACUGGAACAUGGACCCGUGCCUCCCCCAGGAGUGGGCUCACAGGAACUGCGGGGAGGCGUACCCGAAUGUGGUGGACGACGUGCUGGCGCAGGCGGCAGGCAGGGCGCAGCACGUCAGGAAGCAGUUCCCCCAGGCGAUGCAAAGGCUGGUGGACCUGCUCGAGGCGAAGGACCUGGCGGCGGCGUGGCACAAGACCAGGUUCGUGGCAGGAGGCGAGGAGACGGCCAGGAUCUCGAUGCUCGCGUUCGCGGACUCGGGCACCGCGCUUGAGAGGGCGGCGGGAGCAAGGAACACCGGCUGCGACACGAACGACGGAAGGUUGAGGAGGACAGGAGAGCAGGACGCGAGGACCGACGGCGACCGCGAUCUGGGGGGGGCAGGAGUGACGGGCGCAGCGAACCGCGAGCUGCAGCAGCUCCGCAUCCAGGCGGCGAAGGCCGAGGGGCGGGCCGUCUGGAGGCGCGCCGGCGCACCCUGCGGCCUCAGAGCGUCGCGCUGGGGAGGCCAGCGAGACCCAGGAGCCUCGGUGGCCGCCGAGGGCGCUGGCGCAAGGGCGACGCGCGCGGCGGAGCCGACCAGGGCGCUCCCCAGGGGGGCGACGGAGGGCCGCUGGAAGGAGGCCGAGCGGCUGCUCAGCAGGAGGCGGCCGCGGGCGGGCGCAGUCAGCCCAGCUGUCGCGCCGAGGCUCAGCACGGUACGCCGCAGGAGCAUCCACGUGGACCCGGGCGAGGCUGCUUGGCUGCUUGACCGAGGAUUGGCCUCAAAAGACAGCUGCGAAAGGAGCAGGAGGCAGAGGGAGAUGCUGUGGCACCGCCACUUCGGCCGCGAUGCGGCGCGGGCCUCCAGGAGAGGUGUGCGCCCCGAGCUGGUGAGGUCAGCGGCGAGGAGGGCGCUGGAGCAAGGAGAGGAGGAUGGGGAGAGGUUCGCCAGGGGCGUGUUCCCAGAGGUGACGCCGGCCUGGAUGGCACCGCACGAGAGACCCGACCUGGAGGAGGUGAACUGGGUCAAGCGGCCGCGAAAUGGCUACCUCCAGGGGAGGGUCUUCGUGGAUGGGUCGGCGUCGGACCCCGCGGAGCAGAUCCUCAGGAGGGCAGGCUGGGCCAUCGUGCAGUACGGCGAAAUGGGCCUCGUGUUGGGGGCGGUGCGCUGUACUGUGCCGCUCGCGUGGGAGCCGCUGCAGCUGACGAGGGACGGCGAGGACUACGCGUUCCACUUCCUCUCGAACUGCUCGGCGGCGCCGCUCGAGGCGUUCAGCGACUGCGCGGGCCCGACCCGACAGGCGACGGACAUCCGCAGGGGCGCCAGCGACAGGCGCGGCGUGGAAGCACCCCUGCACGAGGCGCGGCGGAGCGAGCUGGGAGGGCGGGGCGAGGUGAGGGCGACGAAGGUGGAGGCGCACAGGUCCAGGGCCAAGUGCGCGACGGAGACCGAGCGGCAGGCAGUCGGCCUGGUGGCAGGCGCAACCGCCAGACGCGGGGGGGUCCCGAACGAGGCGGCGAUCGAGCUCGAGGAGAGGCCCGCGAACCUGAGCCAGGCAGAGGGCGAGGAGGCAGGAGGCGAAGAGCUGCAGCCAAUCAUCAGGUGGAUGGGCCACCACCUGGGCGAGUUCACCAGCGAGCAGGGCGAGCGAGGGCCAGCAUGCCAGAGGUGCGAAGCUUCAGGCGCCCAAGGCCACUUGAAGGUGAAGAAGAGGCGGAGGGAGCUCCGUUUCCAGGAGUGCAGAGGAGAGGGAAAGGGCUGCAAGGAGCAGCUGGGGAGGCAGAGGAAGGGGCUUCACCCGCUGCCGUCGAAGAGCCUCGGUGGGGUCUCGGAGGCCCUGUGGCAGGAGCUUGAGGAGGCGGCUGGUGGAAUGAUAGAGGGGCAGGAGGAAGAGCCCGACAG
Molecule: messenger RNA, 2330 nt
Organism: Prorocentrum cordatum
Lineage: Eukaryota; Dinophyceae; Prorocentrales; Prorocentraceae
Source: the annotation of a GenBank genome assembly